UCUUUGUCAGAUCGACCCGUUUAUCAUACGUCAUGGCGGCUUUAAACAAAGAACCUCCUUUUAGAAGUAUGGUAUAAAACAUGAAGUAAUACAUUGGGCUACGCUAUGCUUCAGUGACUACGUGUACAAAAUGAAUCCAAUAACCACAGGCCGUAUCGAAAGGGCGCCACUGAGUGCAUUCUCCAUAUUCUUUAACAUGGUGUGCAUUAUAGGUAAUUCGGCUGUGCUUCACAUUUUCCGCACCAAAUACAAGAAAUCCAACUACCGCUUCUUUGUGCUAUUAUUAGCCUCAUUUGACAUGGGGAGUGGGAUUGUUUUUGGGAUGAAAGAACAAUUCCGAAUACAGCGCGUGUAUCACGGUGGGACAUCAGUCGCUUGUCAGGUUUUAAACUACGUCGGGCAUUCUGUUGGCAUGGGAACAGUAUUCAUGGUACUGUUUAUAGCCGUUGAACGCUACAAGAAAAUAUGCACUCCAUUUCAAACUCAAUUCACAAUUGCACAGUGUGUUAGAUUCUGUGUUAUUGCAAUUAUUAUCAGUGCUAUUUUUAACAUCCCAACAAUUUUCAUUUUCGGCAAAAGAGAAUUCAAAAUCGAAAAUAUCAACGCUUCUAGAUGCUGUGUGUUAAAGAGAUUGGAUGGAACCAUAUUCCCGAUUCUGUAUUUUGGAUCACUGAACACAGUGUCUCUUGCUGUUGUCAUCUCAAUCAUAGUUAUACAGUUGAAAGUAAGAGCAGUUAUUUUUCGUCAAUCUCAACUUAGGAAGAGAAUGGGUUUUACAUGUAAAACAAAGCCAGAGAAAGCAGAAACCUCCCUUUCAUGCGAAGAUGGUAAUAAUGUCGAUAAUGAAAUAAAAUUACCAGCCAUCACAAUGACUAUUGCAUCCAGAGAAAUGUCAACAAAGAAAAAGACGAGUGACGAAUCAAAGGCAGUUAGAAUAGCCGUGACUUUCUGCAUCAUUACAGCCUUGCUGAUAAUCAGCAUUCAAGCGAUGUUUAUGAACGAGAUUAUCUUAGCAGUAUCCAGGUACCUCCGUCCUGAGGAUAAAAUUUCAAAGAAUCAAGAUAUCUUCAAUGUAUACUUUCCUGACAUUUUUACGUUGAAUGGAAUGUUAAAUCCUUUCAUCUAUUUCAUCGUUGAUAACAAAUUCAGACAUGAAGUCAAAACAUUGUGUCGGCGAUAAUAUUUGUGUACGAGAUUUCAAAUCUGGCUUGUAAACAAAUAAGCGUCAAAAAAAUUUAAAUCAAUUAUUAAACACAUCGGCUCCGAAAAGUUUACAAUGCACGGAUUAUUGGUGGUCAAUAUUUCAUUACACUUGUAAUUCACGAAUUUUAAAAGUACAAACUGUACAAUAUUACAUACGCAUUACUGUUUAUGAUCUUGUUUGCAAGACUAAUACUGAAGAUAGAUA
This is a messenger RNA of Magallana angulata, 1408 nucleotides long. Its product is annotated as neuropeptide S receptor-like. Gene Ontology annotation, molecular function: G protein-coupled receptor activity. NCBI's taxonomy places the organism in Eukaryota, Metazoa, Mollusca, Bivalvia, Ostreida, Ostreidae. Gene Ontology annotation, biological process: G protein-coupled receptor signaling pathway. The record is from RefSeq and is a predicted model, not a curated record. Gene Ontology annotation, cellular component: membrane. The transcript is spliced from 2 exons. The coding region runs from base 131 to 1180 and encodes 349 amino acids.